AUUUUUUUUAACAUGGUCCUUUCGGUUUAUAUGAUGAAAUCAAGAUUUGAGUUUUAGGGUUCUUUAGGGAAACUGCAUCUUUUUUUUUUUCCGUCGUUUCCACAUCGGAACCACGUUUCGAGGCCACUGAAGAGCCUUCGAUGGAAAUAAGAAACGGAAACAAAGAUAAAUCCGAAAGCUCGUCUCUUUCCUCAAAGAAAGCAAUGCAAGAAGAAUCGAAAGAGGAGGAGGAGCCUUGUGAGAUAUGUGGAAGUGUGGGCAUUGCUGGUUUGAUGAUGAUAUGUUUCAAGUGCAGACAUACACGCGAGCAUACUUAUUGCGCAAGGGUGGUACUAUCACCUGUCCGUGACAUUUGGCUAUGUGAAGCGUGCCGGUUACCAUCUCGCGUAUUGUUCAUAUCGCAUGAGGAUCUAAUGGAUUCAGAAACCGCUGUUGCUGGUCCAAAGAACACUAGCAACUCAAGAGUAGAUGAUCGUGGAACUGCUAAACUAAGAGCUAAUGAUAUGGAAGAAGUUGUAGAUACCCAUGAGGCAUCAACAAGAGUGAUGCAUCUACCUACACAACCACAACCACAUACACGUCCACUAGCUAAAGAAACUUUGUCAUCUCAAAACAAGGAGCAGCACCAACCAACUCAGUCCUUUCCUAAAAAACGCAGGACGAUUCGAGUGAUGGGCAAACACCUUUCACAGUCACAUGGUGGGACUCUGAUCUCUCCUCUGGAUCAAUCUUUAACAGGAGUGCGUGCCUCACCAAAGUGAAAACCAAGAACGCCUCAGCUGAUGGGUACAGAAGCAAGGAUUAGUACAUAUAGGUCGCAUCUUGUGUGUAUAUAUAUUUUUCCAUUUGAUUGUGAUACAGUAGUUUUUUAUUCUUGGAUCACAAGUUACUCUUAAGAGUGAGAUUGCACUUCUUUGGUUA
Brassica napus (rape) is the source of this 921-nucleotide messenger RNA. RefSeq lists its product as uncharacterized. The transcript has 5 exons. NCBI's taxonomy places the organism in Eukaryota, Viridiplantae, Streptophyta, Magnoliopsida, Brassicales, Brassicaceae. Bases 141 to 761 code for a protein of 206 amino acids. The record is from RefSeq and is a predicted model, not a curated record.